Diabrotica virgifera virgifera (western corn rootworm) is the source of this 768-nucleotide messenger RNA. Its product is annotated as uracil-DNA glycosylase 1-like. Gene Ontology annotation, molecular function: uracil DNA N-glycosylase activity. The transcript has a single exon. Gene Ontology annotation, biological process: base-excision repair; base-excision repair, AP site formation via deaminated base removal. The record is from RefSeq and is a predicted model, not a curated record. The coding region runs from base 1 to 768 and encodes 255 amino acids. Gene Ontology annotation, cellular component: nucleus; mitochondrion. NCBI's taxonomy places the organism in Eukaryota, Metazoa, Arthropoda, Insecta, Coleoptera, Chrysomelidae.
AUGGCUAAUUUUGAGUGUUUUGUUCAACAAUAUCCUUUGAUAUUUAAUAACAGUGACAUACCUGACUCAUGGAAACCUCUACUGGGAAGUGUCUUUUCUUGCAGUCAGUGCCCAACUGUUUUUGAUCAGAUGCUACUUGGUAACCCACUAGAUAACAUAGCACUCGCUUUGAAAGACGAUUUUGAUUGGUUUCCAAAAAGUGAUACAUUAUGGUCAUUCACAAAACUUUGUAGACCUGAAGAUGUGAAAGUGGUUAUAGUUGGCCAGGAUCCAAGUGAUGCUAGUGCUACUGGACUGGCGUUUAGUAAAGAUGUUGGUGAGGGGAUUUAUCAAUCAACAGAAACUAUUUUAGAAGAAGUUAGAAAUGAUAUAGGUGAACACAACCUUAGACCUUUUCCAGAAGAUUAUGGAAAUCUGGACUACUGGGCUAAACAAGGAGUCCUUCUCUUAAAUUCAGCUCUAACAAAAUCUCCACAUAAGAGUCAUCUGGAAAUAGGAUGGAAAACAAUCGUAGCAGAAUUAAUUAAACAGUUGCAACAAAUAAAUAAAAAUAUAGUAUUUGUGUUUUGGGGAUGGCAUGCUAUGUUAUUAUCCCAUAAUGUUGAGUACGAUGACUGGAAUAAACUUGUCACCGGCCACCCAUCUAAAAAUAAUGAAAAGAACGAUUUUUUGGGCUGCAGACAUUUUUCAAAUGCUAAUAGACGGUUAAUAAAAUACGGUAUUGAACCUAUAGAUUGGUGUCCACUUCCCCCAAAAAAUAUUUCCUAA